AUGCAGCAGGGCUCCGUGUAUCUUGGGGGCCUGCCUCUCCUCCUCUUGGCCGAUGGGCUAGUUGCUGUCCGGGAAUCCAGCCCCGCUUCCCGGGCCCUCUUUGCGAGAGCUUUGAACGCUUGUUACACCAAGCAAGGCCUGGAGCUGACCCGGGUCACCGUGAUCAACUCGGAACUGAAGGUGGUCUACGACACUUUCGUCAAGCCGGACCGCAAAGUGGUGGACUACAACACAAGAUUCUCAGGCGUGACGGAGGCGGAUCUGGAAGACGUGACCAUAACCCUGCGAGACGUCCAGGCGGUUCUUCUGAACAUGUUCAGUGCGGACACCAUCCUCAUAGGACACAGCUUGGAGAGCGACUUAUUUGCACUACAGCUCCUCCAUGACACGGUGGUGGAUACGUCCGUCGUCUUCCCCCAUCGGCUGGGCUUGCCUUACAAGCGGGCGCUGCGCACCUUGAUGGCUGACUACCUCAAGCGCAUCAUCCAGGACAGUGUGGAAGGUCACGACUCCAGCGAGGAUGCCCGAGCCUGCAUGGAGCUGAUGAUCUGGAAGAUCAAAGAGGACGCGAAAGUGAAGCGAUGACCCUGCCC
Gekko japonicus is the source of this 593-nucleotide messenger RNA. Its product is annotated as RNA exonuclease 1 homolog. Bases 1 to 585 code for a protein of 194 amino acids. Gene Ontology annotation, cellular component: nucleus. The record is from RefSeq and is a predicted model, not a curated record. Gene Ontology annotation, molecular function: nucleic acid binding; exonuclease activity. The transcript is spliced from 5 exons. Lineage: Eukaryota; Metazoa; Chordata; Lepidosauria; Squamata; Gekkonidae.